GCGCAAAUUCGCUAGAGUGCAGCCGGAUGCCUGUCGUCUAGUGAGCAAUGCAGUGACUCCCGGAACUACACUUCCCGGUUUUCCCCGCGCAGCCCGUGACACUCCUUGGACUGUGAGCCCGGAGCGGGGGUUUCUCCAGUAGCGCGUCUUUUGCUCGGACCGGCCCUGGACCCAGCCCCGCACUUGGACACGGCUCCACCAUGGAGGAGGCGGACCGAAUCCUUAUCCAUUCUCUGCGCCAGGCCGGCACGGCAGUUCCUCCAGAUGUACAGAGCCUGCGUGCCUUCACCACUGAGCUUGUUGUCGAAGCUGUAGUCUGCUGCCUGCGUGUGAUCAACCCUGACGUGGGUUCUGGCCUCAGUCCUUUGCUGCCCCUCGCCAUGUCUGCACGCUUCCGCCUGGCCAUGAGCCUGGCUCAGGCCUGCAUGGACCUGGGAUACCCACUGGAGCUUGGGUACCAGAACUUCCUCUAUCCCAGUGAGCCUGACCUCCGAGACCUGCUUCUCUUCCUGGCCGAAAGGCUGCCCACGGACUCAUCUGAGGAUGCAGACCAGCCUGCAGGUGACUCGGCCAUCCUCCUCCGGGCCAUUGGGAAUCAAGUCCGGGAGCAGCUGGCAGUGCCCUGGGUUCCACCCCUCCUCCGCACUCCCAAGCUCCAGCAGCUGCAGGGAUCAGCCCCCCAGAAGCCUCUCCAAACUAGCAGGCUGGUCUUGCCGGAGCUGAGUUCCAGAGGAGAGUCCCGAGAGUUCCAGGGGAGUCCCCUACUGCUCCCGCCUCCUGCCCAGGUUCCCCAGCUUGCUGAGAGGGCGGCCUCGCUUCUCGAAUGCCACACCGUCCAGCUCUGCCAGCAUGCCCACCACGACUGCCCCGGGGAUGAGGACUGGGUGCACCGGGCAGCCCGCCUCCCUGGCCAGGAAGAUGCUCGGGCACAGCGACAGCGGCUACACAAGCACCUGGCAGAGCAGCUGCACCAGACCUGGGCCCACCUGGGGCCUCCGGCUCCGGCCUGUGACCUGGGAGAACAGCUGCAGGCCUGGGGCGCUGGGACCAGGACCGGGGCCAGGGCCACCAAGGGCUCCCGCUUCACGCAUUCCGAGAAGUUCACCUUCCAGCCGGAGCCCAAGGCCCAGACUGCCCAGGCAUCAGAUGUGCCAGCCUCCCAGAGACCCCAACAGGACAUGUUGGCGGCUCAAGAACAGGAGCUUGAGUCUCUUCGGGAGCAGCUGGAGGGAGUGAACCACAACAUCGAAGAGGUGGAAGCUGACAUGAAGACGCUGGGCCUCAGCCUUGUGCAGGUGGAGACUGAGUGCCAGCAGAGUGAGCUCAGCACAGCGGAGCGGGAGCAGACCUUACGCCUGAAGAGCAGGGCAGUGGAGCUGUUGCCUGAUGGGCUGGCCAACCUCACCAAGCUGCAGGUGGUCGUAGAGAGCAGCGCCCAACGGAUCAUUCACUUGGCUGGGCAGUGGGAGAAGCACCGGGUCCCACUCCUGGCUGAGUACCGGCACCUCCGGAGGCUCCAGGAUUGCAGAGAGCUGGAAUCUUCUCGACGGCUGGCCGAGAUCCAGGAAUUGCACCAGAGUGUCCGGUUGGCUGCUGAGGAGGCCCGCAGGAAGGAGGAGGUCUACAAGCAGCUGGUGUCUGAGCUGGAGACCUUGCCCAAAGAUGUGUCCCGCCUGGCUUACACCCAGCGCAUCUUGGAGAUCGUGGGCAACAUUCGCAAACAGAAGGAAGAGAUCACCAAGAUCUUGUCUGACACAAAGGACCUGCAAAAGGAGAUCAACUCCCUCUCGGGGAAGCUGGACCGAACAUUUGCGGUGACGGAUGAGCUGGUGUUCAAGGAUGCCAAGAAAGAUGACGCUGUUCGGAAAGCCUACAAGUACCUAGCUGCCUUGCAUGAGAACUGUAGCCAGCUCAUUCAGACCAUCGAGGACACAGGCACCAUCAUGCGGGAGGUUCGAGACCUUGAGGAGCAGAUCGAGACAGAGAUGGGCAAGAAGACCCUCAGCAACCUGGAGAAGAUCCAAGAGGACUAUCGAGCCCUACGUCAGGAGAACGCGGGCCUUUUGGGACGGGUCCGAGAGGCCUGAGGAGCCCCCCCGGCAGAGGACUCUCCGCCCCCCAACCUUCAGCAAGAAUUUAGGGUGCUGGAGGAGAAAGCAGAGCACUUGCCCUAGCUGUGCCCCGUUUGCUGUCAAGUUGCUUCAGCCAAGGCCUUGAACCCAGACCCCUGCCCGAUCGACCCCUAUGUGUGUCUGGGGUGACCAUCCAGAGAGUCUGAGCUCGGAUACGGUUUAUUGGGAGGAGGAUGUAGACUGGGCCUUUGAUCGCAAAUAAAGGAAGGGUUCUGUGUACCAUCUAAA
Messenger RNA from Erinaceus europaeus (western European hedgehog), 2360 nucleotides. RefSeq names its product coiled-coil domain containing 22 (gene CCDC22). Bases 201 to 2087 code for a protein of 628 amino acids. Gene Ontology annotation, biological process: positive regulation of ubiquitin-dependent protein catabolic process. The record is from RefSeq and is a predicted model, not a curated record. NCBI's taxonomy places the organism in Eukaryota, Metazoa, Chordata, Mammalia, Eulipotyphla, Erinaceidae. Gene Ontology annotation, molecular function: cullin family protein binding. The transcript has 17 exons.